Arabidopsis lyrata subsp. lyrata is the source of this 1377-nucleotide messenger RNA. Its product is annotated as E3 ubiquitin protein ligase RIE1. The transcript has 5 exons. Lineage: Eukaryota; Viridiplantae; Streptophyta; Magnoliopsida; Brassicales; Brassicaceae. The record is from RefSeq and is a predicted model, not a curated record. Bases 115 to 1188 code for a protein of 357 amino acids.
UAAUUAAAACAAUUUUUAAAAACUGUCCGCCAUGGCUUAGCGUUUUCUAGAGGAGAGAGGGAAAAAGAAGAAUCUCAAUUGUUCUCUUCGUUAGUUCCAUAGAAGAAGAAACUGAUGUCUUCUUCAGAUUCCACGGCGGCGCGUGAUCAACAUGCGCCGCUACUCCGUCCACGUCACGACGGAUCUUCUUCUUCUUCUUCUUCUUCAUCAUCAGCCAGACCUACAGCUCUCGCCGUUCUAUUAGGACGGAUCACCGGUCACCGUGCACCGUCGAUGCUGGUUAGAGAAACGGCGGCGCGUGCUCUUGAGGAGAGACGGAUCGAUUGGGGUUACUCGAAGCCUGUAGUUGCUGCUGAUAUACUAUGGAACGCUGCUUUAGUGCUUGCGUCGGCGGUUAUGCUUGUCGGUACCGUUGAAGAAAGACCUAAUGAACCAAUUAGGGUUUGGAUCUGUGGGUAUGGGUUACAGUGUUUGAUCCAUGUGGUUUUGGUUUGGUCUGAGUAUUGGAGAAGAAACACAACGCGUAGAGCUAGGGAUUUGGAGUCUGGUGACCAUGAAGAUUACAGUGUGUAUGAUUACGAACAAGACAGUGACAAUUCAACAACUUACAGUUUUGCGAAAAGAUGCGAGUCAAUAAACACAGUGAUAUCAUUCAUAUGGUGGAUAAUUGGAUUCUACUGGGUUGUUGAAGGUGGUGAUAAGCUUUUAGGAGAAGCUCCUAAUCUUUAUUGGUUGUCGGUGAUUUUUCUGGCGAUUGAUGUCUUCUUUGCUAUUUUCUGUGUUGUUUUGGCUUGCCUUGUUGGAAUAGCUCUCUGCUGCUGUCUUCCUUGCAUAAUCGCCCUUCUUUAUGCCGUUGCAGGAACGGAAGGAGUAUCAGAGGCUGAGCUCGGUGUUCUUCCACUGUACAAAUUUAAGGCUUUCCAUAGCAACGAGAAGAACAUUACCGGACCUGGUAAAAUGGUUCCUAUACCAACAAAUGGCUUAUGCUUAGCAACUGAAAGAACACUGCUUGCUGAGGAUGCGGACUGUUGCAUAUGUCUGAGCUCAUACGAGGAUGGUGCAGAGCUUCAUGAUCUUCCUUGUAACCACCAUUUUCAUUCGACCUGUAUCGUUAAAUGGCUUAAGAUGAGAGCAACAUGUCCUCUCUGCAAAUACAACAUCCUUAAAGGAACCACUGAUCAAUCUUGAAGACUAAACCCAACUAAGUAGAGGGAGUAAGAUUCUGCACAUAUGGAAACAGAUUCCAUUUCCUCAAUUAAAAAGCUUCUGUAUAUACUUAUAUCAAAAUUAUGUAUCUUUUGUUAAAAGCAUCCAUUUUUAAAUGUAAAAGAUCACACUUUACAAAUGCACUUUACUAUAUUUGCCCAUAUUUGAGAA